UCUUAUUAAGCAUUGAUCUAUGGCAUCGAUGAUCUGCUAUAUCAAGCAUUGGUUUUAUACAAGCAUACAUAAUUGAGUCCAACAAAACAUACAUACAUAAGACAAUCGCAUAUCAUAUAAAAGCAGUAUGUUAGCAACCUAUAAUGAUAUGAUAUAAUAUAAACAAGACCAUAGUAACACACAAUAUAUAAUAGAGCAAUGUCUAUUUUUUACCCAAACCUUUUCAAAAUUCUUGUAUUUUAUCCAAACCAAUUCUAUUUAUUAUCCAAACAUUAAGUUUCCAUUAACAGUUUCAUUAGUUAAAACUGAGCGGGCAAAAGAAGUGCUGAUGUGGCAAUAAAUUAAUUUUUUUAUUAUGCCACAUUAUUCUCUAAUAACCAUUUAUUAUUUUAGGGAAAACAUAAAAAUUAAACCAACGCUCGUCCUUCUCUAUCAACCACAAUCACAUCACUGCGGCUACAGUAAGCCCCAAAUUACCCAUCGACCAAAAAACCCUGCUUCCGGGAUUGCCCUCCCCUCCAAAAAGGGACCCAAAAAUUCCCAAACUUGGUGCAAAUGAUCCCAAGAGCGCAUCUGGACGGCGCUGAAACGAGAAGCAACAGUGAAGGCGGGAAAUCAACAUCCGACGGGGGAUACGACAGCGGAGAUUACGGUAAUGAUACGUCUGGGUCAGAAUCGAAAUGCUCGGAUGAGGAUGAGCCUGAAUUGGAUCGGGGAUACAAGAAGGGAGACAUCGGUGAAGCUAAUAGAGGCACCUUUUGCGAUUCCAGAUUGAUGAGAAGAGAAAACGAGGUGCAGAUGAGGACGUCGACCUCAAGCCCUCGCUGCCAAACCCGCCGUCGACACCAUCACCGCGAAACCCGCCAUCGUUGGAGCUUCGUCUCCGACUAGAUCUAGAUCGGCGCUCAGAACCCUCAAGCCCUCGCUGCGAAAACCGCCAUCGUCGCCAAAACCGGCGUCGCUAGAGCUUCAUCUCCGACGAGAUCUAGAUCGGCGCUUCUGUGCUUAAUUUGGCUUGGCCAGGAUCCAGAUCGAGCUUUUUCGUUUUCUGGAAGAAGAGGAAGGAAAAAGGAAGGCAGAGAGAGGAAGAGGAUCGGGAAAAAGAGAGUCGAGAGGCGGAGAGAGUAAAGGAACAAAAAAUAAAGAACUGAUAUUUUUUAUUAUUUUAUUUGUAGUUUCAAAAAAAAUUAAGAUUUUUUAUUUUAUUAAUCUCAGACGUGUAUGCUGACGUGGAUCCUUAAGAGCUUGAGUAUAGUACCAUGUCCCAAAAUCCUGAGAUUUUGCUCGGAUUCUCCUAGUUAUGAAAUUUAACUCCUCAAAUACCCAAUAUUGUGGUUUAUUCCUGGAAUGCCCGACUUUGGCAUAAAACGUUGUUAUUGCGAGUGUUUUAAAAACAAAAACACCCCAAAAAGUAGCAUUUUAGUUAAAAUAUUGAGAUGUGAGCAAUUUAAUUUAAAUAGUUGUAAGCAAGAGCGCGUUAAAGACAAAACGCCAUCUAUAACAACAUUUAAACCACAUAAAAUGAUGCUACUGAAAGUGUUUUAAAAACAAAAAUGCCCCAAAAAUGGCAUUUUUGUUAAAACGUUGAGAUGGGAAGUGAUCUAAGUUAAAUAGCUAUAAUCUAGAGUGCUUUAACGACAAAGCGCAAACUAUAGUAGCGUUUAAAUAAAAAGCCGCAGCGUUUAAACCACUUAAAGCGCUGAAAGUGAAAGCAUUUUAUCUAAAAAGUUGUUUAGCUCAAAUCUAAGCCCUUCGCUGUAAUUGGUCCAAUUUUUUUGUACACAUACAGAUGCACUGUGGAGCGCUUUAAGUGACAUGGCGCAAAGCACACCGUCAGAUAGCGCUUUAUGUAAAGCACUCCCACAGUCAGGGUUUUAUGUGCAAUCCUUCACGUGCUCCGUCCUAGUUGGUUCAUUUUAUUGGACCCAUAUAGCUGUUGGGGACAACGUUUUGUUUGGCAUAAAUAAUUGUACCUUGC
Linum trigynum is the source of this 1978-nucleotide messenger RNA. The record is from the annotation of a GenBank genome assembly. NCBI's taxonomy places the organism in Eukaryota, Viridiplantae, Streptophyta, Magnoliopsida, Malpighiales, Linaceae.